Molecule: messenger RNA, 1324 nt
Organism: Dichomitus squalens LYAD-421 SS1
Lineage: Eukaryota; Fungi; Basidiomycota; Agaricomycetes; Polyporales; Polyporaceae
Product: lipoic acid synthase
Exons: 7
Coding region: 1-1173 (390 amino acids)
Biological process (GO): lipoate biosynthetic process
Cellular component (GO): mitochondrion
Molecular function (GO): lipoate synthase activity; 4 iron, 4 sulfur cluster binding
Source: RefSeq, a predicted model, not a curated record
AUGAGACUAUGUGGACCCCAUGUCUCCAAUGUUCUGAGGUCGACCCGUGCUGUAAAGCCCCAAAUUCGGUGUCUGGCCACGCCGUCCUCGUCCAAGAACAGCUUUAGUCAGACCCUCGAGGAAGGUCCCUCGCUGGACGACUUCAUCGCGGACAGGGUCUCUGACCGCGUCGUGUUGGGAAAUGCGAAAUUGUGCGUGCCAUGGCCCCGUCUACCGUCGUACCUUAAGACAAGUAUACCGAAGGGUGCCUCUUUUUCCAAGAUCAAGAAGGACCUUCGGGGUCUGAAUCUGCAUACGGUCUGCGAGGAAGCCCGGUGUCCGAACAUAGGGGACUGCUGGGGCGGAAAGGAGGGUGCAACCGAAGCAGAGGGACGGAGGGCCGCGACUGCCACCAUCAUGCUCAUGGGAGAUACGUGCACACGAGGCUGCAGGUUCUGUUCCAUCAAGACUUCUAGGACCCCGCCACCUUUGGACCCUCACGAGCCUGAAAAUACCGCUGAAGCGAUCAGUCGGUGGGGACUUGGUUACAUCGUGCUGACGAGCGUUGACCGUGAUGACCUCGCGGAUGGUGGUGCUUACCACUUCGCCGAGACCAUCAUGAAGAUAAAGCAGAAAGCGCCGCAGAUUCUGGUCGAGGCUCUGACAGGAGACUUCGCUGGAAACUUGGAUCACGUUUCUGUAGUCGCGAAGUCUGGCCUCGAUGUCUACGCACACAAUAUCGAAACUGUCGAGGCUCUUACCCCAUUCGUUCGGGACCGGCGCGCUAAUUUCAAGCAGAGUUUGAACGUUCUCAAGCGCGCUAAGGAAGAAGGCGUGCGUGUGACCAAGACCAGCAUUAUGCUUGGUGUUGGAGAGAACGAGGAGCAGGUAGUGGAUGCUCUACGAGAGCUACGUAAGGUGGACGUAGACGUGGUCACAUUCGGCCAGUACAUGCGGCCAACGAAGCGGCAUAUGAAGGUCGAUCGGUAUGUGGAGCCUGCAGAGUUUGAUCGCUGGAAGCAGGUAGCAGAAGACAUGGGUUUCCUGUACGUCGCGAGUGGGCCUCUCGUGCGCAGCAGUUACAAGGCUGGAGAGUUCUUCAUUGAGAACGUCCUCAAAGGGAAGGGCACUGAGAAGCGUACAAAGAACCUCAUCGCCGACAAGGUUCUCGAGUCUGAGAAACUUCAGGCAUAGUCAUAGCAUUUUCCACAUAGAUCAUUCUACAACCGUUUCGCUACUAAUAUACAAUCGCUCUGCUCGCUGUUCUAUAUGAUACACAUGAUCUCAAUGGUGAUCAGCCUGUACAUACACCGGGGGCAUUGGACUAUAGGACGACGUGUCCCAU